GCGUCGUCUCUGUAUACCAGACUUAUGGAGGGCGGUAGCGCUGCUACACAGCAGGAGAGGACCUCCAGCGUCGACUGGAGAAACCAACAGCAGAACAAGUGCUUCCCCAUCGAGUGCUUGCCCGAAGAUGGAGCCUUCAAUGCACCUCUCACUGGACUUCCUCCUGUUCCCUCCCUCAUUAAGAAGCUGCUGUCCGAGUUCCUGGGAACUUUUAUCCUGAUCUUCGCAGCGGCCGGAACUGCGAUCAUGAACGAGAAAUCCCACGGAGCUCUUGGAGUCCACGGCCUGGCUGGAGGAGCGGGUAUCACGGUCAUGGUCGUCAUCUUUGCAACCGGGCACAUCUCCGGAGCUCACAUCAAUCCUGCUGUAACUGUCGCAUUUGCUACCUAUCGCCAUUUUCCAUGGUUCCAGGUCCCGCUUUAUAUAAUCACUCAAGUGGUGGCCACCAUCUGUGCUGCCUUCGUUCUCAAAGGCGUCUAUCACCCGGAUCUCAGUGGCGGCUGCACGGUUCCAGUCGGUCCGAUAUGGCAGAACUUUCUGUUUGAGACUAUCCUGACUGCCAUGAUGAUGUUCGUGGUCACAGCAGUUGCUACCGAUUCCAGAGCUGUUGGAGAGUUGGCUGGUAUUGCUGUCGGAGCAACAGUUUAUCUGAACAAUCUCAUUGCAGCGCUGAUUUCCGGAGCGUCCAUGAACCCGGUUCGUAGCUUGGGUCCCGCCAUCGCUGCGAACAACUUUCAUGGCUUUUGGAUUUAUAUUGUUGGUCCUUUCCUCGGCGCUCAGAUUGGUGCUGCCGCCUACACUCUGAUCCGUUUCAAGGACCUGGAACCACAGCAGCUCCAGCAGCGCCGAAGCUUCAAGAAGUGAGAGCAGAAGCAGGGAAGAAUGUACAAAGCUAUUUGUGUGCUGUUUGUGCUCAAUAACUUCGGAUGAAAUAAGCGAGGAAAACAAGAAAGCAAACAAGAAAGCAAUCACGAAUCAUGUGGAUUGAUGUGUGUGGUAUGUACUACAGAAGACAUUUUCAAGUGUGCAUAAUUCAAAUCCUAAAGAAAAGAAAAAA
Messenger RNA from Selaginella moellendorffii, 1057 nucleotides. Its product is annotated as aquaporin NIP6-1-like. The record is from RefSeq and is a predicted model, not a curated record. The transcript has 5 exons. Gene Ontology annotation, cellular component: membrane. Gene Ontology annotation, molecular function: channel activity. Bases 25 to 864 code for a protein of 279 amino acids. Lineage: Eukaryota; Viridiplantae; Streptophyta; Lycopodiopsida; Selaginellales; Selaginellaceae. Gene Ontology annotation, biological process: transmembrane transport.